Messenger RNA from Plasmodium gallinaceum, 1302 nucleotides. Its product is annotated as conserved Plasmodium protein, unknown function. The transcript has a single exon. Bases 1 to 1302 code for a protein of 433 amino acids. The record is from RefSeq and is a predicted model, not a curated record. NCBI's taxonomy places the organism in Eukaryota, Apicomplexa, Aconoidasida, Haemosporida, Plasmodiidae.
AUGAAUGAUAUUCCACAUAUUAUAGUAUUAUCACAUAAUAAAGGAAAUGUAAAAAGUUUCUUAGAACAUUUAAAGGAUAAGUUCGAAUUUUUAGAAUAUUAUGAAAAUUCAGAUUAUUAUAGAAUUACAUUUGAUCAUAAAAAUAUAAAUACAGAAAAUAAUUAUUUUAUAUUUAAAAAUGAAGCAAAAAUUAGAAUAAUAAAUAAAUAUUAUUCUGCUGAUGUUAUUAUAUCUUCAUGUAUUGUUAAAACAAAAAAAAAAAAGGAUCACGAAGAAAAAGAAAGUGAAGUGGAUAUAAAAAUAGAGAAGGAAAUAGAUGUAAAAAAAAUACUUUAUGAAUGUAUAAUUUUUUUAUUUGAUAAUUUCAGUAAAGAGGAAAAAAUAUUAAUUAAUGAAAAUCCUUUCAGAAAUUAUGAUGAUGAUUGUGUAGAAUAUAUAAAAGAUUCAUUAAAUGGUAAGAUGAUAAAAAAUGAAAAUUUUGAUUUUUCUAAUUUAUAUAAAGAUAUAGGUAUAAAAAUUGCUAUAUUUCCUUUAAGUUUGCAAGAAUGUAAUAAUGAAAUUAUCAAUUUUUUUAGUGAAUAUUUUAUUGAAUGCUUAUAUAUUAAUUAUGAAUUAGAGACAUUGAAUAAAAAUAUCGAACAAAAAAGUUCAAAGAUAUAUUUUUGUGAUAAAUUAAAAGAAAAAAAGAGAAACAUACAUGAAGAUUACUAUGAAGAAGAUAAUGAAAGAUUGGUUGAAGCGUUACAUUGUCAUAUGUGGAAAAAUUUAGAAAUUAAAAAGAAAAAUACAAUUACGCAUAAUUUGGUAGAUAUUGAAAAUAAAAUAGAUAAAAUUAAAGAAGAUACAGACAAUGGUAAAGAUAUGAAAGAAAAUAGAAAUGACAUAGAUGAUGAAAAUAUUAAAAAUGAUAGAAUUAUAAAAAGUAAAGAUAAUAUUAAAAAUAAUAAUAACAUAAAUAACAUUGGAGAAAUAAAAUAUGAUGAAAAUGUUAAAAAUGAUAGAAUUAUAAAAAAUAAAGAUAAUAUUAAAAAUAAUAAUAAUAUAAAUAACAUUGGAGAAAUAAAAUAUGAUGAAAAUGUUAAAAAGGAAAAUAAUGUGAACGAUGAAAAAAAUAUAAAUAAUAAUGAUAAAGGAGAAGAUAAGAAUACAGACUUAUUCUUGCAAAAUUUUAAUCAAAUUAUAGAAAAAAUAAGAUUAGUUAAGCAGGAAAAUAAAAAUUGUAGUGAUUCUGUAAGAAGAAAAAAAGCAGAAGAAUUGAUUUUUGAAUUACAAAAAUAUUUUUGUGAUAUUGAUGAUGAAUAA